AUGUUGCAAGCUGUCUUUCUCUUGCUUCAUCUUUCAAAGACUUUUAUUCCUCUCCAUGCCUUGGAUAUCUCCGAGUCUCAGCAAGCGGAACACGGAUGCCCAGAAAGCUGUUUCUGCUUUGAGAGUGUUAACGGUGGGCUGUUGGUCCGUUGCAGCAACAUGCAAUUGAUAACAUUGCCGCAUGGCCUUCCCAACAACACACAGCAUCUUUACCUGAACAACAAUCUGCUGGUUACCAUACCAACUGAUUCCUUUCUAGACCUCCCCCUGCUGUGCAAGCUAGAUAUUUCCCACAAUAGGCUAAACCACCUGGAGCCCGGAGCCUUCCGAGGUCUGGCAGACUCGUUGGUUAGCUUAGACCUUUCCUACAACCAGCUGGAGACACUGGACCCGAAUGUGCUUGGAGACAUCCGAGCCCAGACAAAUCUUUCCCAUAACCCCUGGCUGUGUGACUGCCGUCUGCAGCUGACUAUGCCACAAUUGCUCCUGGAUCCAUCCUCCCUCUCUGAGGUCAUGUGUAACAGUUCUGAGCCAGAAGAGUUGGGGGCUCAAGGUGUGCCCUUUAUUCUGAUAGCGACUGAUGUUGACUUUUGUGGGGCGCUUAGGAAAACCACUGACGUGGUUAUGCUGGUAACCAUGUUUGGGUGGUUUGCUAUGGUUAUAUCCUAUUUAGUUUACUAUGUGAGGUACAACCAGGAAGAUGACGAACGUCACAUAGAGUACCUCAAGUUUCUUCCCAGGGCCGGUCAGAAGAGUGUUUCGACACAUAGCACGUGGUUGUAA
This is a messenger RNA of Triplophysa dalaica, 783 nucleotides long. RefSeq names its product leucine rich repeat containing 3Cb (gene lrrc3cb). The coding region runs from base 1 to 783 and encodes 260 amino acids. The record is from RefSeq and is a predicted model, not a curated record. Lineage: Eukaryota; Metazoa; Chordata; Actinopteri; Cypriniformes; Nemacheilidae. The transcript has a single exon. Gene Ontology annotation, molecular function: protein binding.